Zygotorulaspora mrakii is the source of this 2520-nucleotide messenger RNA. RefSeq names its product tethering complex subunit VPS16 (gene VPS16). The record is from RefSeq and is a predicted model, not a curated record. Lineage: Eukaryota; Fungi; Ascomycota; Saccharomycetes; Saccharomycetales; Saccharomycetaceae. Gene Ontology annotation, molecular function: actin binding. Bases 1 to 2520 code for a protein of 839 amino acids. The transcript has a single exon. Gene Ontology annotation, cellular component: HOPS complex; cytoplasm; endosome. Gene Ontology annotation, biological process: intracellular protein transport; endosomal transport; vacuole fusion, non-autophagic.
AUGUAUAGAAUAUUUAUUUUUCAAGCUACUUAUGCGAAUAAACCCAUGAAAAAGUGUGUAACGAAUAAGUACAAAACAAGCGAUUCUAGAUCAUUAAAAGGGAUUUUUAACGACGUUGUAAGAUUGAUGGUGACCAGAAAUCCUAGCUUGAAUUGGGAAAAGCUCCAAGACGUCUUUUAUCGUAAUCGAGAGAUCUGUACUUUACAAUGGCCUGUUGAGGAAGAAUUAAGGUAUGCAAUAUCAACUACUGUCAUCGCAAUUGAAUUGCGAGACUUUUUGCAAAUUUUCGAUUAUAAUGGCAAUAUGAUAAUAAGUAUAGAUAAAUCUCAGUUUAAGAACGUGAUCAGAUUUGAAUUUGAUGGCGCUGAGCAGUUAGUAGUAGCAACUCCCAAUUCAGUUACAGUUGUGACCCAGUUCAAACCCCUAGCGUUCAAAACUUGUCGAUUAAGUGAGAAUAUUCAGGAUUCCAUUUGGGACUACAAAAGUGGGUUGAUAAUAAUGCAGCAGUCACAAGAUAUUUACAAACUUACAGGCAGCUCAAUAGAACUGCUACUCAAAAAUGAAGGACAAUACACACUUUUGACUAAGGAACAUUGGAAUAGCAAUGGUAAUAAAGCUAUUCUUCUCGAUGUUCAGCAUGUCUAUGAGCUUGAGAUUAAUGAGGCUAAAAUGACCAAGAUAUUAUCAGAUGCACAAUGGCACCGAGUGGUUCUAUCUCCAAAUAAUUUCAUCUGUUUGUUUAACGUAAAAUUUAAUAAGUUACAGGUUUUCAAAAGCUCCUCAAGAAUACUUUUAGAACAUACUCUGGAAGAGACCCCAAAAGGCAUUAAAUGGUGUGGAGAUGAUACUAUUGCUUGUGGAUUCUUGGAUGAAAUUAAACUCUAUGGGCCAGGAAACUCGUAUGUUGCAUUUUGGUUUCCUCAGGAGAUUGCCGCUUUGCACACAGAAAUAGAUGGUUUGAAGGUUUUUACAGAAGAAAGCGUCCAGUUUAUUUCGAAGGUUGAAAAACAUACCUCCAAUACAUUUAAAAUCGGCUCUACAGAGUCUAGUGCAAUCCUGCUGGACUCACUGGACUUAUUGGAGGAAAAUGCCGCCAGAGCAAUAGAAAACUUGAAGACGAUCAAUUUAAAACAAGCUGUUACAGAUUGUAUUGAGGCUUCAAAGGAGGAACUAGAUCCUCAAUUGAGGAAGAGAUUACUGAGUGCUGCCUCUUUUGGAAAAGCUUCUCUCUCCACAGAAGUUUUCAACUCUGAUCUAUUCGUGGAAGCCUGUAGUGUACUCAGGCUAUUGAGUCUCUUGAAAGCGCUGGAAAUACAUUUAACCGUCAAAGAGUAUAGUACUAUCACUUUACCUGGCUUAAUUACAAUUUUGCUGAGGCGACAAGAACAUUACAAAUGCAUUAUGAUCUGUCAAGCAGUUAAUAGUCUGGAGCAGCUACCAACAAUUUUCACACAUUGGGCCAUAUCAAAAAUAAAGUACUCGAAAGAUUCGAACGACGGAGAACUCUAUUCAUCUAUUAAAGAGCAAUACUAUAGUCUCCCAGAUCAUAUAAAAGCUCAUAUAUCUGAGAUUUUCAAUACAGCAUACCUUGAAGGAAGGUUUGCUCUCUCUCGAAACCUUGCUUUGUUGGAGUAUUCGCCGGAAAUGAGAAUUGCUCAACUACUUCAGCUUGAUGAAAACAGCAUGGCCUUAAGGGAGGCACUUAAGAUGCAGUGCCCUGAAUUGAGUACUUCAUUAAUUUUUAAUUUUUGUGAAAAACUAACAACAGCCCAGCUGGCGAAAUUAUUGAUCAUGGAUAUGCCAACUGAACAGUUGUAUCCAUAUAUUUUCAGAGCAGACGAAAAGCUGUUGUAUGAUUACUAUCGACAAACCGACCGAUUUGUUGAUCUAGCACAUUUGAUACUCUUACAGAGCAAAAAUGAAGGCUCAAUAAGGAUUUUCCUACCUCAGGUUCAAGAGCUAUACAGCAAAAUUUUAAAUAAUAACCUUAUUAAACAAGACACAGAGCUCAUACAAAGGCAGGAAAAGAUAUGGAUUUUUCAGGAAACACUGACAGCAAAUCUAGGCAGUAGCUUUUCUGACCUAACUCUCGACCAGACGCUAUCUAAGCUGAUUGAAAUGCGACAGGAAAAACACACGCAAUCGUUGAUUAAAAAAUUUAAAGUCAACGAGAAGAAAUUCUAUCACAUAAAAAUAGGUGCUUUGGUGGAAAAGAAAAUGUUCAAUGACUUGUAUCAGUUUGCUAUAAGUAAAAAAUCCCCAGUAGGGUACGAGCCGUUUUAUAAGUGCUUAAUGAGGAAGGGAUAUAAAGGCGAAGCCUCCAUUUACAUUAGCUUGAUUUCCACCAUUUCAUAUGGAGAAAAGAUAGAAAUGUAUGUCAAAUGCAAGGCUUUCGAAGAGGCUAUUCAGCUAGCCGGGAAGGAAAGGGAUAUAAAGGGCCUUAAAGAACUUUACAAAAAGAUGCCUGCUAAUGACCCUCAGCUGAAAUCUUUAAUCAAUGAAUAUAUGAGCAAAAUAUAA